AAUAUGCCUGGGGAGGUACCUUAUACAAUUAUCUAAAGAAGUGGGGUCCUUUAUCGGAGAUGGCAGCACGAGCCCCAUUCAGGCAGCUGCUGUCGGCCGUCCAGUACUGUCACCAAAAACAUAUCGUCCACCGGGACAUAAAACCCGAAAACAUCCUGCUGGACAUCGGGUUUAAUAUAAAACUGGCUGACUUCGGACUGAGUGCUGUGUUCACGGAGGAAAAACUCAGCACCUUCUGUGGCACUCCCAACUAUAAGGCCCCAGAAUUGUUCCGGCUUGAACCAUACGAGGGCCCGAAGGUGGAUGUCUGGAGCAUGGGGGUCGUGCUCUACAAGAUGCUGACCGGAGUACGUCCGUUUGUGGGAGAAACCUUGGAACAACUCACGGAGCACAUCUUGAGUGGGGACUUUUCUAUUCUGUCUUUUCUAUCUAUACCGUGCCACACACUAUUAAAGACGAUGAUCGACAUCGACCCCGGCCGAAGACCGACCCUGGGAAUUCUUAUGCAAGAUGGCUGGGUGAAUAUCAGGGAAGCAGAGGAAAUGACCCCAUACAUAGAAACACCGUGGACUGACAUAGACCCCCAGGUCACUGACAUCAUGAGAACACUGGGGUAUGAGGUAUGA
This is a messenger RNA of Myotis daubentonii (Daubenton's bat), 626 nucleotides long. RefSeq names its product serine/threonine-protein kinase MARK2-like. Lineage: Eukaryota; Metazoa; Chordata; Mammalia; Chiroptera; Vespertilionidae. Bases 60 to 626 code for a protein of 188 amino acids. The record is from RefSeq and is a predicted model, not a curated record. The transcript has a single exon.